AUGGAGGUGUCCUCUGUGCUUCACUGCCAGGGAUGUGCCCCAAGGCAGGGGUUUCUGCUCACAGCCUUCCUUUUAACCUACUGGCACCUGUCCACCUCUUCCAAAGUCACCAUUGAAUUAGUGCCACCCCAAGUGGUUGAAGGAGAAGAUGUCCUAUUCCUUGUCCACAAACUGCCAGAAAAUCUUACGUCCUUAGGCUGGUUCAAAGGGAAGACAGUUAUAAAUUGUGGAAUUUUAAUUUAUGAAACAAGCACAAAAGUAAGUGUGAUGGGGCCCAGGUACAGUUCUAGAGAGACCUUGUACAGAAAUGGGUCCCUGUUGAUCCACAAUGUCACCCAGAAGGACAUAGGAUUCUACACCCUACGAACUUUAAAUAGACAUGGACGUAUUGUGUCAACAUCUACAUUCCUCCACGUGAACCUCUUCCUUUGGAACUGUGGACGCCUUGUUGCCUCUGCUCAACCCAGUAUUGAAACAUUGCCACCUAUUGUUCCUGAUGGGAAAGAUGUUUUUGUACAGGUUCGCAAUCUCCCAGAUAAUAUUCUAGGCUUUGCGUGGUUCAGAGGAAUGACCCAAGUCAGGAAACAUCUGAUUGCCCGAUACAUAAUAGAUGAAAAAUCAAGUUUUUCAUUUGGGCCUGCAUACAGUGGUAGAGAGAGACUGUAUACUGAUGGAUCCCUGAUGAUCAAAAAUGUCACUCAGAAGGAUGCUGGAUUGUACACCCUAGGAAUUCUGGGCACAGAUAUGAAGAGUGAAGAAGGACAUGUAGAAAUCCAGGUGGAGAGUCUGGUUUUUCAGUGCUGUAACUCUCUGACUUCUGCCAAAUUCAUUGUUGAGUCCGUGCCGAGGUAUGCUGUUGAAGGGGGAAGUAUUUUUCUCCUCGUUCAUUAUCUGCCAGAAGAGCUGAUAUCCUUCUCCUGGUACUACUCAAUAUAUACAGUCCCAGCCUUUAAAAUUGUAGACUACCAUGUAAUCAGGAAUAUCACCACCUGGAGUGAUGCAUACAGAGGAAGAGGGAUGGUGUAUGCCAGUGGAUCUCUACAGCUCCUGAAUGUCACUGAGGAAGAUGCAAGGAUGUACACACUAGAAAUUUUAAAUACAAAUAACAAGGUUGAAAGAGCACACGUGCAGUUUUAUGUAAACAAGAUGGUGACAGUGCCCUUCAUUCGAAUCACCGACACCACAGUCAAUGCACACAGAUCUGUGACCUUCUCCUGUGUUUCACCUGACAUUGGACUUUCCUUCCGUUGGUUCUUUAAUAACCACAAUCUGCAGCCUACAGAUAGGAUAAAGCUGUCUCCAUCAAAGUGUGGAGUCAGAAUAGAUGAUGUCAGAUUUGAGGAUGCUGGACAGUACGAGUGUGUGGUCAUGAACCGAGCUGGUAUAGGAGUGGGCAGUCAUCCAGUCAGGUGGCCUUGA
Messenger RNA from Mus caroli (Ryukyu mouse), 1419 nucleotides. Its product is annotated as pregnancy-specific glycoprotein 22-like. The record is from RefSeq and is a predicted model, not a curated record. Gene Ontology annotation, molecular function: protein tyrosine kinase binding. NCBI's taxonomy places the organism in Eukaryota, Metazoa, Chordata, Mammalia, Rodentia, Muridae. Gene Ontology annotation, cellular component: plasma membrane; cell surface. Gene Ontology annotation, biological process: regulation of immune system process; signal transduction.